Mytilus californianus (California mussel) is the source of this 1737-nucleotide messenger RNA. RefSeq lists its product as uncharacterized. Bases 50 to 1003 code for a protein of 317 amino acids. NCBI's taxonomy places the organism in Eukaryota, Metazoa, Mollusca, Bivalvia, Mytilida, Mytilidae. Gene Ontology annotation, biological process: signal transduction. The transcript is spliced from 6 exons. The record is from RefSeq and is a predicted model, not a curated record.
UGUGAAGGCAUUGUGGACUUUAUCCUUCGACAAACAAAACCAAUCAGAAAUGAUAGAAAACAAGGAUAAUAAUUGUGUCAUUGAUAUAUUUAUUCGACACAGUAAAUCUGAAGAUUCUGAGGUUAGGAGAACUUGUACCAAAGCUCUUUGGACGAUGAAGGAUGGUCUGAGAACUUCUCAAUUCUACCAGCAAAAAGUUGAAAAUUUAAAAUUACCUGACGCAAUUAAGACGAGCAAGGCCACACAUGACAGUCAUGUCAUGAUAAGCUACAACCGGGGUCAUCAGACAAUCAUGAAACAUAUAUGUAGAUGCCUAAGAAACAAUGGAAUCAAAGUAUGGAUGGAUAUUGAUGAUAUGCAUGGAUCUACACUCCAAGCAAUGGCUAACGCUGUGGAGAAAGCCGACAUUGUCCUCGUCUGUUGUUCACAAAAGUAUAAAAACAGCGAUAACUGUAGAGCAGAGGCGGAAUACGCAUUUCAGUUGAAGAAAAAUAUCAUACCAUUGAAGAUGGAUGGUGGUUAUAAAGCUGAUGGGUGGUUGGGAUUUAUUAUAGGUGCUAAACUAUUUUACGACUUCAGUGGAAAAUAUUCUUUCGAAAACAAGAUAAAAGAGUUAAUCAAAGAUGUACAAACUUCAUUACAAGAAAUAACGGGCACGGAAUCCAUAUUGCCUAAUACGGACAUAAAAGUUCAGCCGUUGGUAAACAAUCAUGUUGCAUCGUUCUCAAGUGCACCUUCUGCAAAGUCAAAAAAAAUGGCAGUUGAUAUUGACAAAGUAAAAACGUGGACUCCUCAGCAUAUUGGUAGUUGGCUGGAUAAGAACAGUUUACCAAGAAAUUUGUUGGGAAGAUUAACUGGUAUAGAGAUUGCGUUUCUUUGUGUCUUGGUAAAUGAGUCACCAGAUAUGUACUACAAGGUAAUUGGAGAACAGCUAGGCGUGAAAGAUAUACUGACCAUGGCCAAACUGAGAUUUGCUUUGGAGGCUUUGGAUACGAACGCAUAAUACAUCUCCCACCGAGCAUACGGUACAAUUCAUUAUUAACUGAGGAUGUAGAAAAACUGAUAACUUUAAACACAGAGAACAAUACUUGUUUCUUACGCAGGGAGCAAAUCGUUGAGUGUAUCUUGUGAUUAAGAAAGAACUAUUAUCAUUCACGAUUGAACGUGAACAAUUAUAGAGAAAUAAUCCUUAUAAAUGUACAUAUAUUGAACAAUAACUGAUAUGUUUGUGCCAACUAUAAUACACAAUUCAAUACAGAAAUGAAUAACUGGUGAACACAUGGGAUCAGGAGGGUGCAGUUAUUUUUAUAGUUUCAAAGUUGAGAGAGGAUAAAGAUGGGUUUUUUUGCCUCAUUUCUUACUUUUUAACUCAUAUGAGUAUGUAAAAAAUCUUAAUGUACUAUAAUUCUGACUAGGAAACUGUCCCAAAUAUUUGAAUUUCCUUGUUUUUCCAACAGUAUUAGAAAAGUUGUUAGUUCAUUUAAAGUUUAACUAGUUUUCCCUUCUUUAAUGUGACGCCUUAAUUAUUGAAUACUAGGAAGCACUACAGUCUGAUGCAUGAAAAUGUUAGUGGUCAUCUUAACUAUACUGUAAAUUUAAUGUCUCCUAAAAUACGAAGUCGAAUUUAAUUGGUAAAGUAUAAAGCGGAGAUAUUACUAUAUCUUUAUAUAUGCUAGUGCAAUAUUACAAAUCUUAUAUAUCAUGAUAUUAUUCUUAAUAAAUUUUAUGUUUUAUUCA